UGCUCAAGAUUUUUCUUUUUUAGAGACCCGAUUUUUUAGCAUUUUUAUUUCUACUUCUAUUUAAUAGAUUCACUGUUUCUAUCUAUGUAUGUGUUGAUACUGAAUUACUACAUUUAAUAUAUUGUCAUUAAUAAUUAAUUUAUUUACUGUAAGUUAGCAAGUGACCUCACUGCCCCAAAAAAACAAAAAGAAAAUAAUGUUGCAAGAAAGAAAGAAAGAAAAUAAAAAAGGCAGUGUUUCAGUGACCACUGACCAGUUAUAAAUUCAUUGUCAGUAACUCAAAUCUCACCUUCACACCACUUGUAUUAUACCAUUCUCUGGAAUUUUUAUAGCAGUUAUUUUGUUUCUCUUUCUCUCUCAAGUUUGUGAGAUUGGUUUAUUGUUGUUAUUGUUGCUCACCACCUGUUUGUGUUUUUGUUUGUGAAACGAAGAGUGACAAGUAACCAUACACAUAGCUGAAGAUCCAUAUCUAUCCAUCUAAUCAUUUUUAAUUUUUUAUAGCUUUAGCAAGAAGGUAGCAACACAACAAUGGUGGUGAAGAAACCACGGAUUGUGAUAAUUGGGCAACAGCUUCAAAGGACUUAUUUGAGCUCUGUGUUGUUGAAGGUGGAACAAGGAUUGGUGGCAGAAUAAACACCUCAGAGUUUGGUGGUGACAGGAUUGAGAUGGGUGCUACUUGGAUCCAUGGAAUUGGGGGCAGCCCAAUUCACAAGAUUGCUCAAGAAAUCCAUUCUUUGCACUCUGACCAGCCAUGGGAGUGCAUGGAUGGGGACUCAGAAGAGCUAACCACCGUAGCUGAAGGUGGAUUCCAGUUACAACCCUCCAUUGUUGAUCCUAUCACUAAACUUUUCAAGCAUCUCAUGGACUAUUCCCAAGGGAAGAUGAAGCUUCUCACUGAGCAGGACAACACUGGCUAUUACCAUAGCCUUGCUGCUAAGGCUUUCAGCAUGUCAAAGGCCAAAAGUGGUUCUGGGGGACUUAGUGUUGGUUCCUUUCUCAGAGAGGGCCUUGAUGCUUACUGGGGUUCAGUGAUGAAGAAGGGGCAUGAUGAUUAUGAUGAUGAUGAUGUCAAAGGGUAUUAUGGGAACUGGACAAGGAAGUUACUUGAAGAAGCAAUCUUUGCAAUGCAUGAGAACACUCAGAGGACAUACACAUCAGCUGGUAACCUUAUGAGUCUGGAUUACAGGGCUGAGAGUGAAUACAUAAUGUUCCCAGAUGAAGAAAUCACAAUUGCUAAGGGCUACUUGAGCAUAAUUGAGCACUUAGCUUCUGUGUUGCCACCAGGCCUAGUUCAGCUAGGUAGGAAAGUCACUAAGAUUGAGUGGCAGCCACAGAACCAGAACCAGAACCAGAGGGACAUUGAUGAAGGAGGGAGAAAGGUUUGUGUGGAGAAUGGUGGUUCUUGUUGUUCUUGUUCUAGGCCUGUGAAGCUACAUUUCAGUGAUGGUUCUUCUAUUUCUGCUGAUCAUGUCAUUGUCACUGUUUCACUUGGGGUGCUAAAAGCUGCUAUCCGUGAUCAUGAUAAAGGUGAUUCAGAUUCAGGUAUGUUCUGUCCUCCUCUUCCACCAUCAAAGGCUGAGGCAAUUUCAAGACUUGGUUUUGGCGUUGUUAACAAGUUGUUUAUGCAAUUGAGUCCAACACAACAAACACAAACACAACACCACCAUGUUAACCACAAAGGGUUCCCUUUCUUGCAAAUGGCUUUCCAUUCACCUCACUCUGAGAUGAGGCACAAGAAAAUACCAUGGUGGAUGAGGAGAACAGCUACCCUUUUUCCCAUAUACAACAACUCUACGGUCCUGUUGUCUUGGUUUGCUGGGGAGGAAGCACUAGCACUUGAAUCACUCAAGGAUGAAGAGAUCAUUAAUGGGGUUUCAACUACAGUCUCAAGCCUCCUAUCACAUUCCCAGUGGCAGAAAGGUUCAGAUUCACAUAAAUUGUGCAAUGGGAAUGUUAAUUCUUCUGAGGAGAGAUAUCAGGAAAAUGAAGUGAGAUUCAGCAGUGUGAUGAAGAGCAAAUGGGGAACUGAUCCACUAUUCUUAGGAUCAUACAGUUAUGUUGCAGUAGGAUCAAGUGGUGAUGAUUUAGAUACAAUGGCUGAGCCAUUGCCAAAAGAUAGCAAUUGUCACCCUUCAGCCUCAUCAUACCCUCUUCAAAUUUUGUUUGCAGGGGAAGCAACUCACAGAACUCAUUAUUCUACAACUCAUGGAGCUUACUUCAGUGGCCUUAGGGAAGCCAAUAGGCUUCUUCAACAUUAUCACUGUGUUGGGAUUUAUAACAACUAGUAUUAUUAUCGUUAUUAUUAUUUUUGGUUCCUUUUUUGUUUUUAUCAAAUUUUUAACAUUAAUCUCUAUGAUAUAAUUCCCAUUUUCAUCUUAAAACAUCUUUGUUUCUCUUUAAGGAAAGUAGUGAGUGAAUGAGAGAAAUCAAAAUUAGAAAGAGUAGCAAGAUGAAUAGUGAGAUGUGGACAUUUAGCUGUACUGCUUGAAGUAAUUCUUUCUCCCUUCCCCCAACCCAACCCCAAUAUUUAUUUCUCUUCAUUUAUGAGUGUAGCUUCUUUUCGUUUGCUUCC
Arachis ipaensis is the source of this 2572-nucleotide messenger RNA. RefSeq names its product putative polyamine oxidase 5. Lineage: Eukaryota; Viridiplantae; Streptophyta; Magnoliopsida; Fabales; Fabaceae. Gene Ontology annotation, molecular function: polyamine oxidase activity. The record is from RefSeq and is a predicted model, not a curated record.